UAGUGACAGGACAACUCCACAUCUUGGAGUAUCUCAGAGCGUUCACCUGCUCCCGGGGGUCUGCCAGUAUCGGUAAUUAGCGGAGCCCACCCGCCGCCGCCAUGUUUAUUUACCUGAGCAAGAAGAUUGCCAUCCCUAAUAAUAUCCGGCUAAAAUGCAUAUCCUGGAACAAGGACCAAGGCUACAUCGCUUGUGGAGGGGAAUCAGGGCUGCUCAAAGUUCUAAAACUGGAAAUGCAAACUGAUGAUGCAAAGUUAAAAGGACUUGCAGCUCCAAGUAAUCUUUCCAUGAAUCAGGCUCUAGAAGGACAUACAAGCUCUGUUCAGGUGGUGACAUGGAAUGAACAUUUUCAAAAAUUAACUACAAGUGAUCAGAGUGGUUUAAUCAUUGUGUGGAUGCUGUACAAAGGGUCCUGGUAUGAAGAGAUGAUUAAUAACAGAAAUAAAUCAGUUGUACGUGGAAUGAGUUGGAAUGCUGAUGGACAGAAGAUCUGUAUUGUAUAUGAAGAUGGAGCAGUCAUUGUAGGCUCUGUGGAAGGCAAUCGCAUUUGGGGUAAAGAACUGAAAGGAAUCCAGUUGUGCCAUGUUGUAUGGUCACCUGACAGCAAAAUCCUCCUCUUUGGGAUGGCGAAUGGGGAAAUCCACAUAUAUGACAACCAGGGAAAUUUUAUUGUGAAAAUGGUCUUAAGCUGUUUAGUGAAUGUGACUGGUGCUCUCAGCAUUGCUGGCAUGGAUUGGUACCCAGGAACCAAGGGUUAUGUGGAGCCAGAUUGCCCCUGCCUUGCAAUCUGUUUUGACAAUGGGAGAUGCCAAAUAAUGAGACAUGAAAACGAUGAAAACCCAGUUCUGAUUGACACUGGGAUGUGUGUGGUCGGCAUCCAGUGGAAUCACUGCGGCAGUGUGCUGGCUGUGGCCGGGUCCCAGAAAGCUGCAAACCAGGAUAAGGAUGUGAAUAUUGUGCAGUUCUAUACUCCAUUUGGCGAGCACUUGCGUACUUUGAAUGUCCCUGGAAAGCAGAUUGCAGCAGUGUCAUGGGAAGGUGGAGGACUAAGAAUUGGGCUGGCUGUGGAUUCAUUCAUUUACUUUGCCAACAUUCGGCCAGAUUAUAAGUGGGGGUAUUGUUCCAAUACUGUGAUAUACGCCUACACAAGACCUGAUCGGCCAGAAUACUGCGUUGUCUUCUGGGACACGAAAAACAAUGAAAAGUAUGUGAAAUACGUCAAGAGUCUGAUUUCUGUUUCUACGUGUGGAGAUUUCUGCAUUUUAGCUACCAAAGUGGAUGAAAAUCAUCAACAGGAAGAAAAUGAGACUGAGCCAAAUGGAGCAACGUAUGUUUUGGUUUUGUGCAAUUCUAUCGGAACACCACUGGAUUCAAAAUACAUUGACAUAGUCCCAAUGUUUGUCACAGUAACCAAGACCCAUGUUAUAGCGGCCUCUAAGGAAGCAUUUUAUAUCUGGCAAUAUCGAGUGGCAAAGAGGCUUACGGCAAUGGAGAUUAAUCAGGUGUCCCGGACCAGAAAGGAAGGUCGAGAACGGAUAUUUCACAUUGAUGAUGCUCCAUCGGGGACUGUAGAAGGGACAUUGGAUUACACCAAAGCCACAGCAGUAACAAGAGAUCCAGUCUGUUGCAUCACUGCAUCUGAUAAAGUCCUCAUUGUGUCGCGUGAAUCAGGAAUUGUGCACAGAUACAGCUUGCCUAAUGUAGCUUUGGUACAGAAAUAUAGCCUGAGCUACCGUGCAUAUCAAAUGAGUCUGAACUGCAAUUCCAAUCGCCUGGCUAUCAUAGAUAUUUCUGGAGUGUUAACCCUUGUGGACUUGGAAGCCAGAUACACAGAUGAUGCAGGGCAACAGUUGACUGGAGAGAAGCUUAAUUUUGAACGCAAGGAUGUGUGGGACAUGCAAUGGGCUAAUGAUAAUCCUGAUCUAUUUGCAGUGAUGGAGAAAACAAGGAUGUAUGUCUUCCGAAAUUUGGAUCCUGAGGAGCCAAUCCAAACAUCAGGAUAUAUUUGCAAUUUUGAAGACCUGGAAAUAAAGUCUGUUCUCUUAGAUGAAUUGUUAAAGGAUCCUGAACACCCAAACAAAGAUUACAUCAUAAACUUCGAAAUCCGCUCCCUCCGAGACAGCCGGGCUCUGAUCGAGAAGGUCGGGAUUGAAGAUGCUUCUCAGUUUAUUGAGGACAAUCCUCAUCCUCGUCUUUGGCGUUUACUAGCCGAGGCGGCUCUGCAGAAGCUAGACCUUCCAACUGCUGAACAGGCGUUUGUACGCUGUAAAGAUUACCAGGGCAUCGAGUUUGUUAAACGACUGGGUAACCUGCAGAGUGAGUCCAUGAAACGAGCUGAGGUUUCUGCCUAUUUCGGCAAGUUUGAAGAGGCGGAACGAAUGUACUUGGACAUGGACAGGAGAGAUCUGGCCAUCGGCCUUCGAAUAAAAUUGGGAGACUGGUUCAGGGUAUUACAGCUGCUGCGCACUGGUUCUGGUGAUUCAGAUGACGCGCUGCUGGAACAGGCGUAUAACGCCAUCGGUGACUAUUUUGCAGACCGGCAGAAAUGGUUAAAUGCCGUACAAUACUAUGUACAGGGCAGGAAUCAGGAACGCCUGGCAGAGUGUUACUAUAUGCUGGAAGAUUACGAUGGCUUGGAAACGUUAACCAACUCACUUCCAGAGAACAACAAACUUCUUCCUGAUAUCGCCCGCAUGUUUGUGACCGUGGGCAUGUGUGAGCAAGCAGUGGCAGCAUUUCUUAAAUGCAACUUACCCAAAGCUGCAGUGGAUGCCUGUGUACAUUUAAACCAGUGGAAUAAAGCUGUAGAACUGGCUAAAAAUCACAAUAUGAAAGAAAUUGGGUCGCUGCUUGCCAAAUAUGCCUCUCAUCUGUUAGAAAAGAAUAAAACGCUGGACGCCAUUGAACUUUACCGAAAAGCCAACCACUUCCUUGAUGCUGCAAAGCUCAUGUUUAAGAUAGCAGAAGACGAGGCAAAAAAGAGGACAAAACCCCUACGUGUUAAAAAGCUUUAUGUCCUGGCAGCUCUCCUAGUGGAACAAUACCAGGAUCAGAUGAAGAACACGCAAAAAACGAAACUUAAAGGGAAGCAAACAGAGGCUACAUCUUCCUUGGCUGGGUUGUUGGAAGGCGACAGCAUGUUAUCAGACAGUCGAAUUAUUGACAACCCUUGGCGUGGAGCCGAAGCUUAUCAUUUCUUUUUGCUCACUCAGAGGAUGCUGUAUAAAGGCUAUGUGUCUGUCGCUAUGAGGACAGCUCUUUAUCUGAGAGAUUACGAAGACAUCAUUCCGGCAGUAGAAAUCUAUUCCCUUUUGGCCCUGUGUGCCUGUGCUAACAGAGCGUUUGGUACAUGUUCCAAGGCCUUUAUCAAACUUGAGUCAUUGGAGAGUUUAAACGCUGAACAGAGGCAGCAAUACGAAGAUCUUGCUCUGGAAAUUUUCACCAAACACAGUCCUAAAGACGACUCGAAAUCCGAACCUGACAAUUUCCCUGAAGGUGGUGAUGGAAAACUCCCAAUAUGCAUUGCAUCAGGAAAGCCCAUUACGGAGUACCAGUUCUGGAUGUGCAGCGUGUGCAAGCAUUGUGCGCAGGAGCGAGAGAUCACUUCCUACAGCUUCUGUCCUCUAUGCCAUACCCUGAUAUCAUAACUCUGGAUUAUGCUACAUGUUGUGCUUUAAACAUUCAAACAUCAGAUUCCCCCUUGAACAGGGGAUGUAUAAAAUACUUCAUGCAGAGCUGCAUUGAUUUUAUUGCACGGAGAUAAACAUGCACUGUGAAAGGUGCAAUUUAAUCCCCCUUGCUUAAAAUUUUUUCAGAAAUUACACUUUUUUAAUAGAAGAGCGCCAUAUUAAUUUAUAUAUUGUUUAUACUGAUUGUACAAGCUAGACAAAAAUACUUUCUUAUAUGUCCAUUAGUAUUAAAGGACACUGUGAGCACUCCAAAGAUUAAAGCUCAUUUUAUUGGUUAGAUGCUAUGAAUCUCUAGGCACUGCCCCCUGGUUCUCUGUAACAUUAGUAGUUUGACAGAAACCUAAAGGCAAGUUGCAGUCAUUGAGCAGCCAGCAAAGGGACAUUAUGAUUAGUGUAGACUGAGGACAGUGCCCAUAAGAUUAUAAAAUCGGAAUCAUUACAAUGAGCUGUAGUGGUUAUGGUGCUUGAAGUGCCCCUUUAAGUUGUUCAGACUAUAGAUUAGUAAGGGACUAGAGAUGUAGUUGAACAGGCAGGGCUUUCCAACACUGUACUAUGCACUUGUUACCAUCAUAUAUGUAUAUAUAAUUUUUGAGCAUUUGUGCAUUCAAAUGAACACAAACAUUUGGGGCUAAAAAGCUCUUUCUCUAGUGUUUAUUUGUUCAUUUAAAGGAACAUUAUAGUCACCAGAACAACUACAGCUUAUUGUAUUUGUUAUGGUGGGUGUAAUCAUUUCCUUCAGGCUUUUUGCAGUAAAUACCGUCUUUCCAUUACAGCCUAUAGAUACCACCACUGGCCACUCCUCAGAUGGCUACCAGAGGUGUUUCCUGGGGCAGUGCUGCACACUGUGCAGCACUGACAUUCAGUGUCUCCACCCUCUGCACGGAGACACUGAACUUUCCUCAUAGAGAUGCUUUGAUUGAAUGCAUCUCUAUAGGGAGAUGCUGAUUGUCCAGGACUGUGUUUGGUUUGUGCUGGCUCUGCCCCAGAUAAGCCUCCUUGAUAAGCUCAGCUAAUCCAAUGCUUUUCUAUGUGAAAGCAGUGUCAUUGGCUUUUGAUUAAUUAUUCAUGCCAUCUAAGCAGGCAGUUCAAGUGCAGAGGCAGCAGCAGCACACUGGAAUAAAUUAAA
Messenger RNA from Pelobates fuscus (common spadefoot toad), 4815 nucleotides. RefSeq names its product WD repeat domain 35 (gene WDR35). Gene Ontology annotation, molecular function: protein binding. NCBI's taxonomy places the organism in Eukaryota, Metazoa, Chordata, Amphibia, Anura, Pelobatidae. The record is from RefSeq and is a predicted model, not a curated record. The coding region runs from base 102 to 3647 and encodes 1181 amino acids. Gene Ontology annotation, biological process: intraciliary retrograde transport; non-motile cilium assembly; protein localization to cilium. Gene Ontology annotation, cellular component: non-motile cilium; intraciliary transport particle A. The transcript is spliced from 28 exons.